Messenger RNA from Cottoperca gobio, 1218 nucleotides. RefSeq names its product TCF3 (E2A) fusion partner (gene tfpt). The record is from RefSeq and is a predicted model, not a curated record. The transcript has 7 exons. Gene Ontology annotation, cellular component: Ino80 complex. Gene Ontology annotation, biological process: positive regulation of apoptotic process; apoptotic process; apoptotic signaling pathway. NCBI's taxonomy places the organism in Eukaryota, Metazoa, Chordata, Actinopteri, Perciformes, Bovichtidae. Gene Ontology annotation, molecular function: DNA binding. Bases 158 to 757 code for a protein of 199 amino acids.
UAGUCCGUCAUUGAUGAUACCAGGGUUGAUCUUUUUCAGUGUUUACGUUACUUACUUAACAAAACAUUGCUGAUUGUUUUGAACAGAAAUUCCCAGUGGUGGAAUGUAACGUUAACUAAGUAUCUACAUUUAACGUUAUUCAAGUAAUUUACUGUACAUGAUGGAGGAUUUCUCCGGUUUGGCUCUACCUCCUCUGUUUGGAGGACACAUCCUGGAGGCAGAGCUGGAGCCUGGUGGUGUGGAGCUGGGACCAGGAGAGGUGGAGCUGGGCUCUGGAGGCAAUGAGCUGCUGGAGAGUACAGAACAGGAGGAUGAAGAGAGAAGAGCUCUUGAUAAGAGGAAAUAUCUGGCUCUGAACAGGAGAUGUAAAGACAUUGAACAGGUGAAUCAGAAGAUUCUUGGUCGCCUUCAUCAAGUACAAAGAAUUACACGACGCUUGAAGAAGGAGAGACGGUUUCUCAUGAAGACUUUAGAUGCUCAUGGGGAUGACUACAGAAACGCCCAGCUCACUAUACUUCUAGAGGAUGAACCAGGAGCCAAUUUAGAUCCUGCUGCACGAGUGGAGGAUGACAGGCUCAACGGUGUGUCUGGCUCCACUCCGUCUGCUGCGUUGCAUCAUGCUGCGGGACCAAAGAGGAGAAGACACCGAAUUCCACGACAAGAAAAGGAUAAAGACCAACAGACUGAACCAGACAUGUCAGUGUUGACAGAAACACAGUUUGGAGAAAUGCCGAGCCCAACCUCUCUGUCUCACUGAUCAUUGCACUGCAGCCCUGGAUAUGAUGAUGAUGAUGAUGAUGAUGAUGAUGAUGGGGCACCCAGUUUCUUUAACUCUUCAGUUGAUACGCUGCCUCUCAGCCAGGUUUUGCAAUGUUUGUAGUUUUACUUGAACAUUGGGAACUGAUUGAAUUCAUAUCAGAUAAAAUGAGAUGUUAUUCACCUGGUACAUAUAUACAUUUGUUUUGUAUAUAUUUUUUUCUGUUGACAUAUUUUGUACUUAGAUUUGAUGACAACACAUAAUUAUGACCAGUGGCAAACUGUGCACACUGUCAUAGACGGCCUUGAUAAAUAUUUUAUAACCUAGAUAUAAUUAUUGUGGGGUUGAAAAGUUGUUUUAUUAAUGGAUUUCAUAAUAUGUUCCUGGAUACUAUCACUGAUUUCAUGGUUCAUGAUUUUAUUUCAGUAACUGCUGAAAUAAAGUGCUACUGGCAAAUGGAC